This is a messenger RNA of Platichthys flesus (European flounder), 4398 nucleotides long. RefSeq names its product RNA polymerase II elongation factor ELL2-like. NCBI's taxonomy places the organism in Eukaryota, Metazoa, Chordata, Actinopteri, Pleuronectiformes, Pleuronectidae. Gene Ontology annotation, molecular function: cis-regulatory region sequence-specific DNA binding. Gene Ontology annotation, biological process: snRNA transcription by RNA polymerase II; positive regulation of transcription elongation by RNA polymerase II; transcription elongation by RNA polymerase II. The transcript is spliced from 12 exons. The coding region runs from base 114 to 1907 and encodes 597 amino acids. The record is from RefSeq and is a predicted model, not a curated record. Gene Ontology annotation, cellular component: transcription elongation factor complex.
UCACUAAGCACAGGUCACUGGUGCUGUUGUCGCCGUGGCCCCGCCCUCGCAGCGUGACGUCAGGGCAGCGGACGGUGGAAGCAGCUCUGACUUGAGUCUCAGAAAAGCCGGAGAUGGCUUCUCUCAGGCAGGAGCAGCUCUACGGGCUCUGCUGCGGGAAAAGCAGCCGGAGCGGCUCCAGCAGGACGCUGCUCCACGUCAAGCUCACGGACACGGCUCUCAGAGCACUGGAGGCUCAUCAAAACCUCAAGGGAACUUUGCCAAAUCAACCAUCCAUUUGUUUCAAAGGAAACCAAGGGUACAUCAAGAUCCCAGCUCCCACUGAGGAGUCGGUGUCUGCUCUUCGCAUCUUCUCCUUCUACUUAUCCAGCGACAGCAAAGACCAGCCUCAGGCCAGCUUUGACUGCAUCCAUCAGUAUGUCUCAAGUGACGGCCGCGAGCAGCUGGAAGGUCAGGGGGUCAUCCAGGACAAGAUCACCGUGUGUGCCACAGAGGACUCCUACCAGGUGACCCGCGAGAGGAUGUCCCAGGUGGAGAAGGACAGCUGGAGUCGCUCCGCCAUAGAGAUCAAACCUGGAGCCACACAUCCAAGUAAAUGCACCAAGUUCAACAAGAAGUCAGCUCCUUCUACGCCAGACAGCAGCCUCUGUAAGCAGUCCACCAACAACCAAAGGAUCAGCGGUACAGCCACGCCGACCCAGAAGCCCCUGAGGGAACGCAUUAUCCACCUGCUGGCUCUGAAACCCUACAGGAAACCAGAGCUGCUGCUGUGGCUGGACAGAGAGCGAGCCGGACCCAAGGACAAGGCCGAGCUCAGUCCUUUACUGGAGGAGGUGGCUAAAGUGAAUCCCAAAGACAGCAGCUACCUGCUGAGGGACGACUUCUACAAGCAUGUGCAGAGGGACUGGCCUGGCUACAGCGAGGAGGAGAGGCAGCUGAUCAGCAGGCUGCUGGCCAGGAAAUUGCAGCCGCAGAUUAGCAACCAUUUGAGAAGUCUUCAAGCAAACGCGUCGAUACUGAAGACCUCAGAGGAUUCGACACUUCAUCAGAGCACAGUAAAAAAUCCCCCAAUGAAACGCCCUGUGCCUUCUGACUCACUGGAAAGGCUCGCUGCCAAGAGACAAAAACUUGUGGACCAGAGGUUGCACCAACAAACACAUAACAAUGCAACUCCCACCCUCAACCACAGCUUCCACACAAAGACUGAGUUUCAAGGGACAACUAACCUUACUGGUAAACAGAGCGCCUCACCGGGGAGCCACAGCAGCUUUUCUGCAGCCCACAAACUGUGUAGCACCUCCGACACACCUGUUUCAGAGAGCAGGGAGCAUGGACCCAAGGGAAGCGACCACCUGCCACCGCAGGGCGACUCUGACGGCACAAACCAGCAGCUCUCUACCUGCCAGAACAGAAAGAAGAAGUCUAAAAAGCACAAAGACAAAGAGCGGGAGAGGCAAAAAGACAACCAGGGACUGAACUGGUCGGAGACGAGUCCUGAUCUUAAGCAGAAGCCGGAAACACUUGAAAAUCUUACCAUCAGGAAAACUGUGGCCUCUGAGGAGAAGCCGGAUUAUGUUCUCACCUACAGCCCCAUAAUAAGUAUAGAGCAACGUAAGAGAUACCAGGGCGAUUUCUGUGAGGAGUACGAUGAGUACAAAGACCUCCACUCUCGCAUCGCCACCAUAACUCACAUGUUUGUUCAGCUAGGGUCCAAGAUCAAGAGCCUGUCCCCGGGCACACACGACUAUAAGAUCAUGGAAGACCAAAUACUAGAAAAGUACAACAAAUAUCGAAAGAAGUUCCCAGGCUACCGGGAGGAGAAGAAACGCUGCGAGUAUCUCCAUGAAAAACUGUCCUACAUCAAACAGCUCAUCAUAGACUAUGAUGUCUCUCAGGUUUCUUCGUAGCAAACAGGCUUUCUGUCGACUGCAGAGAUUUUUUUAUUGGAGAUCCUUCUUUGCAUAAACAUCAGCACACGAAGCAUUUAUACCUGAGGGGGAUAGAAGAGGACUUGUUUCUUCAGGGACCACGGAUGAUGCUGUGAGCACAAAUGAUUUUAAGUCAAGAACAGAUUUAUGUUAUUUGUAAUUCUGUUUGUAUUGAAGAAAUCAUUUGCUUCAUAUGUUAUGUUCAUGUUAAAAGUCCAAGGAGGAAGGGACGAUGGUCUUGGGAUGAUGAGAUUUGUCCAUCUUUACGUAUGAUGAUGUCAGGACAGAUAAAACCAUUGUCAGUGUCAGCCAUUCUCAUGGCAACAUUUACAAGGUAACAAACACAACUUUAACUUAUUCACUUUAUUUCCGACAUAUUAAGUCAAAUAUUUCUUCAGGCAAAUUUCUCUGUUCCUCUACAGCAUAAAAAAAGAGUGAGUCCAUAUGAAAGUCGCCUCAUGUGUGAAUCAUAAUUGAAACAGACGAGUCAUUUCAGUUCAGAUUCUGUCUUCACCGAUUAUUAUGAAAGUGGGGUCAGAUAACUCCACUUGUUUCUAAUGCUGUUUUCUUUCAUGUGUUUAGAGUCCUAACUGCAUCAACUUCAAGACACUGACAUUUCACAAAGUCUUAUUAUACGUCUUAUUAAGACUUUGUCAAGAAUACAUUUCCAUUGAAAACAUGCAGUUAAGGUUAUUACGACUCAAAUAACUAAGAGAUGAAUGAACAGGAAGAUGUUGUUCAUGUUGAGUCACCCGGUUAGCUUUUGUUAUGAAAUCUGAAAAAGCACAUUCUUAUAAUAUUUAAAAACAUUUUGAAAGCAGCUGAAUUCAUGGAAAAAGAAACUGGAAACGAUUUAAAUGUCUGGACAUGUUGAUCUGUAAAGAUUAACGUAGAACCUGGUGCAGUACGAUAUAUGUGCUAUCUGCUAUCUCCUAAAUGCACUUGUGUCUAUCUUAAGUAUUUAUUCACCUCAGCCAUUUCUUCUUAGUGAUUGGUAAAGGUACCAAAAUGGUCUCUGUGGCUGUUGGAAUAAGUUGGCGAGGAAAGAAAGAUUUCCUCCUCACAACAAUUUAUUGGCCUUGAUUUAUCAGGCACCAAGUCUAUGUUGAAGUAUUUGAUCCUACUGGAAAGAAGUUUCUCUCUUUUGCUUAGAACUACUGAUGUAUUUAUUUUUAAGCCUCCUCCUUUAUAACGUGUUUUUGUUCUCAUCUUGAUGCGUCACAUCUCGUUUCAAUCAAAGUGUUUGUAUCCCAGCAGCUCGGGAGGGAGGCGGGAGCGGUCGUGAGCAGCUUAAACAUUCAGCUGACGUAUUGUGUUGUUUCUCUGCUCGACCUGAUGAUUGUGGACUGUCACUGGGUUAAAGCUGCAUCGAAUUCACCUAAACCUUACGGUUUAAAUGACAGAGGCUGCAGACGGGAGGUCAGGUGCCACUUCAACAAAUACUUAAAACAUCCCUGAAAAUCAUGUAAUUGCUUCAUCAUAACCAGUUGUGGUACUUGGGCAUUUUCCUUAAUUAACCUGGAGGAUAUAUAUCCUUCAGUUUCCAGUUAAUAAUCUGCACCGAAUAAGGUUUUUUUGCACUAAACCCAGUUUGAAAAAAGGGGGCAGCAGAGUCAUGACAUUUUCAGUCAGAUUGUAGUGUAUGGUUGCAGUUUCUAUACUGAAUGUCAAUUUAUAAAAUCAAUAAUGUACAUAGAAGCCUUAAGAUUAAACUUCUAUAGAACAAACAUCUGCCAAUAUCAACAUGGUGAUAUUAUCCACUCUUCAUCUGUUUAUCUGCCUUAUGUUAGAGUUCACUUUCAAACCUGUCUUAAAAUGAAAAUGUACUUUCAGGAGGAAAAUGUCGUCAUGUAUUUUUAAAUUGUUUAGUGCACACUUUGAUUUGCUGUAAUGACAUCGCUUACUCAGCAGUUGUAAUCCUUAUGGUACUCUGUUUUGAAAAUCACCAAUGAGGCAUAUGGUCAGGCAUUUAUCGUCAGGAAUAUAACUGUGGUCUGUACCAUCACUACUUGCAUCGCACCGAGCCCUGGACAUAUGGUUGGAUUUAAUCAUAAUUAAAUUGCCAAUACUCAAUCACUUUCAGGUAGUGGGCGGCAAUUAUGAGAAUGUUUCAGCGAGGAAAGGGUUUAUUAGUGUCAAGUAGUUGAUUAAAGACCAUCAUUAUAUGUGGGUUAUUGACUAUGAUGAAUGAAUCACUGGACAGAAUUUUUCUCACAAAGUCAGAUUUAUUUAUCUUUUCAAAUCUUUAUCACAAGCCACAAUAAGAGGUUCACACUGUGUUUUUGUGGUUCUGGUUCUGGGCGUUGACGAAGCACCAGUGUGUACUGCACAGCGGGUGUGUUAAUGUGCCGCACACCUGCUGAAGGGAAGAGAGUCAGAGAGCAUCAUGGACUGUGUUUUACAAAUGUAUACUUUUUUUCUUUGCAAAGUUUGAACGAAUAAAAGCAUAAAAGUCAUUUUUGCCCUCAGA